UGCACCCGCCACCGCUCGCCGGCGCCGGAGACGACGCCCACCCACCCACCGUCAUCACCAUCACCUCCUCUGCUCUCGAAACUCCCCGGCCCCCGGUGGUGGAGGGGUGAAUUGUUGUAUUGUUGAGUUCCCCGGUGGCUCGGUGAUUCGUUGGUGAGGUGGUGGGGGAUCGCAUCGAUCGGGCGGGCGGUGUGGCAGGGAUGUUCGUCAAGGACUGGGACUGAGGCUGCGAUCGGCGCCGGGGCUAAAUGUACCGCAAGAACGAGUCGGCCCUCUCCUGCUUCUACCUCUUCCUCCUCUGGUUCUUCUUCUUGAAGUAGACGUCACGCCCCGGGGCAUCACGCGAGCGCGAGCGGCGGCGGCCGUCGUUCGGAUUGAGGCUCUAGCUUGUUGUUGUUCGAGCUGAGCUGCUGCUGCUGCUGCUGCUGUGGAGAUUUUUUUUGGUUUGGUUCUUGGUUGGGCGGUCGAUCGAUCGUGAGGUGUUCGAUUGAUUGCUUGGCCUGCUUUUGGUGCGUGAUGGACCUGGAUCUGAACGUGGCGGACGGGGUGCCGGAGAAGCAGGAGACGGCGGAGCGGAGCGAUUCCGGCACGUCGGAGUCGUCGGUGCUCAACGCGGAGGCGUCCGGCGGCGGGGGCGCCGCGGCCACGCCCGCGGAGGAGGGGUCCAGCUCGACGCCGCCGCCGCCGCCCCCGGCGGUGCUCGAGUUCAGCAUCCUGAGGGGCUCCGCUUCGGCCGAGGGCGAGAACGACGUGGCCGGCGGCGGCGACGACGACGACGACGUGGAGGAGGCCACCCCCUCGCCCCCGCCGCACCAGCAGCUCGUCACCCGGGAGCUCUUCCCGGCCGCCGCGGCCUCGCCGCGGCCGGCGCCGCAGCAUUGGGCGGAGCUCGGGUUCCUCCGCCCGGAGCCGCCGCGCCCGCAGCCGGACAUCCGAGUCCUCGCCCACGCGCCUCCUCCGGCGCCGCCGCCUCCUCAGCCGCAGGCGGCCAAGAAGAGCCGGCGCGGGCCGCGCUCCCGCAGCUCGCAGUACCGCGGCGUCACCUUCUACCGCCGCACCGGCCGCUGGGAGUCCCACAUCUGGGACUGCGGCAAGCAAGUCUACCUAGGUGGAUUCGACACCGCUCACGCAGCUGCAAGGGCGUACGACAGAGCGGCGAUCAAGUUCAGGGGGGUGGAGGCGGACAUCAACUUCAACCUGAGCGACUACGAGGAGGACAUGAAGCAGAUGAAGAGCCUGUCCAAGGAGGAGUUCGUCCACGUGCUCCGGCGGCAGAGCACCGGCUUCUCCCGCGGCAGCUCCAAGUACAGGGGCGUCACCCUCCACAAGUGCGGCCGCUGGGAGGCGCGCAUGGGACAGUUCCUCGGCAAGAAGUACAUAUAUCUUGGGCUAUUCGACAGCGAAGUAGAGGCUGCAAGGGCUUACGAUAAGGCUGCGAUCAAAUGCAAUGGCAGAGAGGCUGUCACCAACUUCGAGCCCAGCACAUAUGAUGGGGAGAUGCCUACUGAUGCUGCUGUUCAAGAAGCCGAUGUGAAUCUAAACCUGAGCAUAUCUCAGCCAGCUUCACAGCAGAGCCCCAAGCGGGAUAGCAGCUCCCUCGGCCUUCAAAUCCACCAUGGAUCAUUUGAAGGUUCUGAAUUUAAGAGAGCAAAGAAUGAUGCUCCCUCUGAACUUGCUAGCCGCCCUCAUCAGUUCCCUCUUCUGACCGAGCAUCCGCCAAUCUGGACUGCACAACCUCAUCCCCUGUUCCCGAAUAAUGAGGAUGCAUCCAGAUCAUCAGAUGAGAAGAGGAAGCAAGAGGGGCCUGGUGUUCCCAGCUGGGCAUGGAAGCAGGUGAGCCAGCAUCAUCAUCAUCAUCCUGCUGCUGCUCCUCCUCCAAAGCUGCCAUUGCCGUUCUUCUCGUCGUCGUCGUCGUCGCCGUCGUCCGCUGCAGCAUCAUCAGGAUUCUCCAAAGCCACCACGACAGGAGCUGCCCACACUGCCUCCCUCCGGUUCGACCCGACGGCGCCGUCGUCUUCGUCGUCAAGCCGCCAUCACCACCACCACCAUCGUCAAUGAUAAACAAGGAAGAAAAGAAGCCAUCGCCACUGUAAAUUUGCCGGGAAGCUGGCAUUUUUUUUUCCUUGGCCCUCGCCGGCGUUCCAACGUUUUCGUCUUUUGCGCCGGCGGGCCGGCCGGGUGGUUUCUUGUAGUGAUUAAUUAAUUGGGGAUUCAUGACUGUAUUUGCAUCCAAUGCAUCAUAAAACGCCCAAAAUGUUCCAAAUA
This is a messenger RNA of Oryza brachyantha (malo sina), 2265 nucleotides long. RefSeq names its product APETALA2-like protein 1. Gene Ontology annotation, molecular function: DNA-binding transcription factor activity; DNA binding. The transcript is spliced from 8 exons. The record is from RefSeq and is a predicted model, not a curated record. NCBI's taxonomy places the organism in Eukaryota, Viridiplantae, Streptophyta, Magnoliopsida, Poales, Poaceae. Gene Ontology annotation, biological process: regulation of DNA-templated transcription. Bases 517 to 2058 code for a protein of 513 amino acids.